This is a messenger RNA of Plasmodium cynomolgi strain B, 4095 nucleotides long. Its product is annotated as CTRP adhesive protein. The transcript has a single exon. NCBI's taxonomy places the organism in Eukaryota, Apicomplexa, Aconoidasida, Haemosporida, Plasmodiidae. The annotation marks the transcript as partial. The record is from RefSeq and is a predicted model, not a curated record.
AUGAACAAGUCUUUUCUGUUAAUAGCUUCCUACUUCUUCCUUGUUGUUCAUCUUGGCACGGUGAUAACACAACGUAGCCAAGAUGAAUCUUCUCACCAGUACGUCCACUUGGCAGGGAAUGGCCACAGCAUAAAAAAGGCCACCCUCGAUAAUGACAUACCUGAGGGGGAAAUAUUAACAAAAAAACAGUCUUUUCUUCAAAAUAACACUUUAGCAGCAGGAUCACCACCGCCACCAUGCGUGGGUAACGACUGCUUUUGUCAGAAUUUUUACGACUUGACUUUAAUUAUCGACGAAUCUGCAAGCAUAGGAAUUCAAAAUUGGGGAAAGCAUGUCAUCCCAUUUACAGAUAAAAUUAUAAAGGACUUACAUAUUAGCAAAAAUGAAGUCCACGUAGGAAUCUUGUUGUUUUCCAACUUCAUCAGAGACUACGUUACCUUUGAUAAAGACGAAAGCUAUAAGAAGGAUGAGCUUUUGAAAAAAGUGGAUGAGCUAAAAAAAAAAUAUGGUGCUGGAGGUGGAACCAAGAUUGUCUCAGCUUUGGAUUACGCAUUGGAGAAGUACACUCACCAUAAGAAAGGGAGACCCAAUGCCCCCAAAGUAACCAUACUUUUUACUGACGGAAACGACACCUCCCCAGGCAGCUCUACUAGGCUCCUUGAUAUGGGAUUAACGUACAGAAAACAAAACGUAAAAUUGUUAGUUCUUGGUGUUGCAGCAGCAAAAGACGUUAAUUUAAGAGAAAUAGCUGGCUGUGGAGAAAAAAAUGCCCCUUGUCCAAAUGCCAUGAAGGCAGAAUGGGAGACUAUAAAUGAUAUAACGAAAAAGUUAACGAACAAAAUAUGUCACACGGAGGAGGAAGAUGAGGAUAUCAUCACUGCUACUACCCCCCCACAGCAAAAUACCUGCCAAGGAGAUGACUGUUUCUGUGAAGACUACUACGACUUAACUUUAAUCUUAGAUGAAUCCGGAAGUAUUACCCUGAAUAAGUGGAAAAUUGACGUUGUCCCCUUUGCAGAAAAGGUAGUAAGUAAUUUAAACAUAAGCAAAGAUAAAAUACACGUAGGCAUUAUGCGUUUUGCCGUUAAGGUAAAAGAAGAUGUUAGUUACGGACAGGAGACGAGAUAUGACAAAAAUGCCUUAAUAAAUGUAGUUACAGGAUUGAGAGACAAGUAUGGAGCCGGACAAGGAACCCGCCUUGUGGAUGCCUUAAAACACGCGCUUACAAAUUUCACGAGACAUCCAAACAACAGGCCCAACGCACCUAAAGUGACAAUUUUAUUCACGGAUGGAAAUGAAAAUUACAGAGGAUCCAAUGACGUACGCGAUAUAGGAUUGAAAUAUAGGAAGGAAAACGUGAGGCUCAUUGUGGUAGGGGUUUACAAAGCUACCAUAAAGAGUCUAAAAAUGUUGGCUGGCUGCAAUGAGAAUGAGAACUGCCCGCAGGUCAUCAAGUGCGAUUGGGACCAGUUGACCAGCAUAACGGAGGUGAUCACGGAUAAGAUAUGCGACAUAGAUGCGGGGGGAAAUCUCCCUGGUUUGACAGACGGUUCGCAGAAUCCAGGCGGUGCAGAGAAACCGGGCAGUUCGGAGAAGCCAGACGGUACGGAAAAACCGGGCAGUUCGGAGAAGCCAGACGGUACGGAAAAACCGGGCAGCUCGGAGAAGCCAGACGGUACGGAAAAACCGGGCUCCGGAGGCCCCUCCGAACCAGAGCAGCAGCACCCCCCCUGCGCAGACUGGGACGACUGCUACUGCAAACACUUCUACGACUUAACCCUAGUUUUGGACGAAUCGGCAAGUAUAGGCAAUUUCAGAUGGAGCCACGAAGUCGUUCCGUUUGCGACAGAAAUUGUAAAAUCAUUACACGUGGGCUACGACGCAGUGCACGUAGGCCUCUUUCUCUUUGCUGACUCAAGAAGAGACAUUGUGAGAUUUUCCGACGCAACCAGAUAUGACAAAUCGUUCCUGUUGCAAAAGAUAGAGAGCUUAAAAGGGGAUUACAGAAACGGGAAGAAAACCUACAUUGUGCAAGCCCUGGUAUAUGCAUUAAUGAGUUAUACAAAAAGCUCAAGUAGAGUGAAUGCCCCCAAGGUAACGAUGAUCUUUACAGAUGGCAAUGACUCCAGCGAGUCAGAUGAGAGAUUAUACAAAACUGGCUUGUUGUAUAGGCGAGAAAAGGUGAAGCUACUAGUGUUGGGCGUUUCUAUGGCUGAUGAGAACAGGCUAAGGCUACUAGUGGGCUGCAUGCGAAGUGCAAACUGUCCAUUUGUGAUUAAGGCCGAGUGGGGACAAUUGCCCAGUAUGUCGAACGAAUUCGUGAGGAGGAUAUGUAGCUCGGGUCCUGUAAUACCUCCCGAGGUUGGAAACAGCCCACCACCACCACCACCUGAGGUGGUUAACCCAACGGACCCAGAACCAGUUGUUCCCCCAUGUCAGGGAGAUGAGUGCCUUUGUCAAAGCAUGUACGAUUUGACUUUAAUUCUGGACGAAUCAGGCAGCAUAGGAAACUCGAAUUGGAAAAAGCAAGUGUACCCCUUCGUGGAAAAAAUCGUAAACAAUUUAGAAGUUUCGGAGAGCAAGGUCCAUGUCGGGAUUAUGCUAUUCGCUAAAAAGAUGCGAGAUUUUGUGAAGUUUUCCGAGAAGGAGAGUUAUGAGAAGGACAGUUUAAUGAGGAAAGUCCCCGAGUUGAAAGGUACAUAUAAGGCUGGGACACACACUUACAUAGUGGAGUCUCUAGAGUAUGGCCUACAGCAUUAUACAAAGGGGCCAAACAGCAGGGCAGAUAUGCCCAAGGUGACCAUCUUGUUUACAGACGGGAAUGAAAGCAAGUCUGGAGAUGAAAUUUUGUCCAACGUGAGUUCCCUGUACAAGAAAGAGAACGUGAAACUGUUGGUGGUUGGUGUUGGCGCUGCAAGCAUGCCUAAGUUGAGACUACUGGGGGGAUGUCACAAGACGGAGGGAGAUUGCCCCUUCGCUAUAAAGACGGAGUGGAACAGUCUCAAAGAUAUAUCACAGGGGAUGGUAGACAAGAUAUGCAACACAGAUACGGAGAUAAUCCCACCACCACCAUCCUCAGGAGGGGCCGAAGUGACGCCUCCAUCAUGCACCGGUGAGGAAUGCUUCUGUAAAGACUACUACGACUUGACAUUUAUAGGGGCCCCGUCCACAAAUAACAAUAGCAGAAGGAAGAAUGAACUUAUGGAAUAUGUUACGAGAAUUGUUAAUUCGUUUAACGUAGGUGAGAAGAACGUGCAUGUCUCUCUUUCUCUGCACUUGGGCGCGAAGAUGGUGAACACUGACUUUGGCAAUGCGGUGGCGAGGGACAAGAAGGAACUACUGAGUGCGUUAGAAGUCAUGUCGGCGGAGUAUGUGAACUUGGGCAGAAAAACGAACAUUGCGGAGGCUUUAACAGUGGGGUUAAAGCAGUCUUUUUCGACUGGGCAUAGGGAAGACGCCCCCAAGAUAGCGGUGCUACUGACAGAUAGUAACAAUGAUGAGUCUGAGCAGGGGAUGCUGCAAAGCGUGUCCAAGCAGUACGCAGAUAAGAAGGUUAAACUGUUGGUGGUGGGCAUAGGGAAGCUACCCGAGGAGUUGCUAUUCAUCACGGCGGGAUGUGCCUUAAGCAGUAGUGGAGGUGAUCAUCGUAAGGAUCAGAUUUGCCCCAAUGUCUUCAUCUCUUCUAGAUUUUCAUACAUAAACAGCGUGGAAAAAUUUUUAAGCGGAAACAUAUGUGAUAAUGGCGCAGGUGGUGGUGCAGCUGUUGUGCCUCCUCCUUCUUCUUCGCUACCCCCCCCAAAUGUCCCAUGCCAAAAUGACGAAUCGUGUGCAGAAUGUGACGACGACGUAUGCAAUAAUGACCCGACCUGUAAAAAAGUUUUCGACAUAGCAAUCGUGGUAGAUCAAUCGAGUAGCAUCACGAAUGAUCAGUGGAAGAAAUACGUGAGGCCUUUCUCGAUUAACGUCAUUAAGUCGAAUUACUUGGCCAAAAAUAGGACUCAUGUGACUAUGGUGAAGAUGGGAAGGACAGCAAAGGUUCUAUGGGAAUUAGGAAGGAAGGUUAGCUACUUUGGCGGGCUGAACGGAAUGAACCAU